GCGCGUUCCCGUGUGACUCCGCUCUCCUGUUGCUGCUCGCUCCCGUCUCUCUGUCAUUCCGACUGCUCUCACGUGCUUUCUCUGCAUAAAAGGGUCUCCCUCCACGCUCACCAUGUCCAGUGUGUCACCAGACAAGCGCAGAAAGAUGGAGUCAGCACUAAGCCAGCUGAAGAAGUUCACCGUCGUGGUUGCCGAUACUGGAGACUUUAACGCCAUCGAUGAGUACAAGCCUCAAGAUGCCACCACCAACCCUUCUCUUAUCCUGGCUGCUGCCAAGAUGCCGGAAUACCAGAAUCUGUUAGAUCAGGCCAUCAAAUACGGCAUUGCCAAAGGAGGAACGGAAGAGGAGCAGGUAGCCAACACAAUGGACAAACUUUUUGUAAGUUUCGGGCUUGAGAUCCUCAAGAAAGUUCCUGGCAGAGUCUCCACAGAGGUGGAUGCCAGAUUGUCUUUUGACAAGGAUACCAUGGUAACAAGAGCCCUCAAGCUAAUUUCUCUCUAUGAAGAAGCGGGUAUCAAGAAGGAGCGUGUGCUCAUCAAACUGUCAUCGACGUGGGAGGGAAUCCAGGCUGGCAAGGAGUUGGAGGAGAAGCACGGCGUUCACUGCAACAUGACACUACUGUUCUCCUUUGCUCAGGCUGUGGCCUGUGCCGAAGCAAAGGUUACUCUCAUUUCUCCUUUUGUUGGCCGCAUCCUUGAUUGGCACAAGGAGAACUCGGACCGCAAAAGCUUUGAGCCCCAUGAAGACCCAGGUGUUCUGAGUGUCACCAAGAUUUUCAACUACUACAAGAAGUUUGGCUACAGCACGGUUGUGAUGGGGGCUUCUUUCAGAAACACGGGGGAGGUGAAGGCCCUGGCAGGCUGCGACCUCCUCACCAUCUCCCCGGGUCUGCUCGCAGAGCUCAGCCAGGAUCACAGCUCAAUCACUGCAAUGCUCAGCAUGGACAAAGCUAAAGCCUGUGAUCUGGAGAAGAUCCACCUGGACGAGAAGGCCUUCCGCUGGCAGCACAACGAGGACCGCAUGGCCGUGGAGAAACUGUCUGACGGCAUCCGCAAGUUUGCUGCUGAUGCAGUCAAGUUGGAGACCAUGAUCAAAGAGAAAAUGUUCAACGCAAAGAAUGGCCAGUAAUGGAACAACAUGGAAAUUCCUGCAGCAUAAAGGAGGCAGAAGGGCUGAGCAGAACCUGCUCUCUCCGCCCAACCAGACCCUCCAGAUCUGCCACCUGAAUGGGGCUGCCUUUGACGAGAAGACCACACCUUACUUGAGAUUAAUUCUUUAGUGGUUUCUUCUACAAUGAUCCAUAAACAGAAAUGUAUCCAGAAAUGAAAGAAAAACCAUAAACAAGAAGAGAGACCCUUGACUUGGCUUUGUAAUUCUGACGUAAGUCGUGUUACGACUUGAAGGGACCACGGUGCUUUUUUACAGGACCACAAUUUUCAAAUUGACUCAGAUUUGUGUUUCAGCCAUGUUUAAAUAAAGUUUUCCUGUAUCUUCAUUCCGCCACAGAUUUUACACUCUUAAUAAAAAAAAACAUCUCAGUCGUCA
Messenger RNA from Oryzias latipes (Japanese medaka), 1546 nucleotides. It is a transcript of the gene taldo1, whose product is annotated as transaldolase 1. Gene Ontology annotation, cellular component: cytoplasm; intracellular anatomical structure. Lineage: Eukaryota; Metazoa; Chordata; Actinopteri; Beloniformes; Adrianichthyidae. Gene Ontology annotation, biological process: pentose-phosphate shunt, non-oxidative branch; pentose-phosphate shunt; carbohydrate metabolic process. The record is from RefSeq and is a predicted model, not a curated record. Gene Ontology annotation, molecular function: transaldolase activity.